Puccinia graminis f. sp. tritici CRL 75-36-700-3 is the source of this 1247-nucleotide messenger RNA. RefSeq lists its product as uncharacterized. The transcript has 2 exons. The record is from RefSeq and is a predicted model, not a curated record. NCBI's taxonomy places the organism in Eukaryota, Fungi, Basidiomycota, Pucciniomycetes, Pucciniales, Pucciniaceae. The coding region runs from base 30 to 1247 and encodes 405 amino acids.
CGAUCGAUCCAACCACUACGACCACCGCCAUGCACCAGUUGCCUGCCAUUGUUCUCCUCCUCACCAUGCUUCCUGCAACUGAGGGCACUAUCCAUUCGGCCCAAGAGAUAUCUACAUGGACAACUGACAACCCUAUUACCAAAGGAACCGAUCGGCCAACUUUGCCUUUUCAACUGAUCAACGCCCCGGAAGGUUCGAAUUUAUGGAGUUCUAACGGGCAAGAGUUACGUGAUAAGCCUAUAGAUUUUUUUCCAAAUCCUGAGGGCGAUGCCGUGAUGGCAGUCAGCUCGGUUAGCUUACUCUCAUCAGAGGUUCAAGGCAAUGGAAAUCAGUCAAUCGGAAGUUCAAGGGGGCAGAAGCGGUUUCAUCCAGAAUCCAGCGCGCACAGCGUUUUACAAACGAAGGCAAGGGAAACUCUGAGGAUGAAUUCAAGACCCAGCAGGAUGUACCCGCAAAGAUACCAAGAACGGAAAAGCUCGGCGGAUCCUGUGGAAACUCGUACCGCACCGCAGGCUUCCAUGCACUUUGUCUCCCAUGAACCUGCAGCUCACCCGGUAAUCAAACUAUUAGGAGUUUUUAUGGCGCCUCACGUUCAACGCAUCUCCUUCGACAGCAAUGAUCUCGUCAAGAUUCCGGAGGCUCACCAGGCGGAUUCUUACUCAACAAUAAACGCUGGCAUGGAUUCGACUCCGAGGAACUACGAUUUUUUGUUGUUUUCCCAAACAACACUCGAUCCGAGUACCUCAUCCCCUACGAAGACUUCUCUGAAUCUUUCUAUCAACAAUGAAAGUCCCGCCAGAAUACUGGCGAAUCAAAUUGAAGAUACCGUUCAUCGGGAUUCACAAGAUCAGAUCAAAAUUCAACAUGAAUUGACCAAAAUCAGAUUCGAUAAGGAGCUUUUCAAAAAUCUUGAUUAUUUUCUAGACAUGUUUGAUCUCCUUUCGCAAAAAGAAGAAUUAGUCAUGAGCGAAAGGGAAUUCAUCGUUUAUCAUAUAGAGUUCAGUGAUAGACUCAAGGUUGCAAGAGAAAAUUUGGCAAAACAGUCCUUGGAAUCUGAUAAUUCUGAACUAGACCAAAAUCUUGGAAAAUCGGUUGAAAAAUUGUUGAGACAUCAAGAGCUUUGGCACAUGCAUUGGAAAAGACUAACGGAUUUUCAGUUUACGUCUUGUAUUCAAAAGAUUAAACAUUUCAAAUCUUUGAGGACAAGAAGUUGCUACCCAAGGAGCAACCACCAAUGGCCCAUUUAA